AUGAUAAUAAGCAUCGCUCUGAUCUGGACCAUAGUGGUAGGAUUCUGCUGCCUUCUCUGGCUUGCUGUGGGCAUAAGACGCAGGCAACCUGGUGAGCCUGCUGUUGAGAAUGGAUUCAUCCCCUACCUGGGUUGUGCUCUGCAGUUUGGAGCUAAUCCUCUUCAGUUCCUCCGCAGCCGCCAGAAGAAGUAUGGCCAUAUUUUCACCUGCAAGAUCGCAGGCCAGUACAUCCACUUCCUGUGUGACCCUUUCUCUUACCAUUCAGUCAUCAAACAGGGGAGACACUUGGAUUGGAGAAAGUUCCACUUUGCUACAUCUGUGAAGGCAUUCGGCCACGACAGCUUUGAUCCUCGCCAUGGCCACACCACAGAGAACCUUCACCAAACCUUUCUGAAGACCUUGCAGGGUGAGGCUCUGCCCUCCCUGAUAGAGAGCAUGAUGGGCCAUCUCCAGGACGUCAUGUUGAGGUCGGACACACUAAGUCCCUGCAAGGACUACUGGGAGGUGGAUGGCAUUUUUGCUUUCUGCUACAAGGUGAUGUUUGAGUCUGGCUAUCUGACUCUGUUUGGUAAAGAUCUGGGUGAAGACAAGAUUCAGGCUCAGCAGGCGGCCCAGAAAGCCUUGGUCCUCAACACUUUGGAAAACUUCAAAGAGUUUGACAAGAUCUUCCCGGCGUUGGUGGCUGGCCUACCUAUCCAUGUUUUUAAGAGUGCCUACAGUGCCAGAGAGAAUCUAGCAAAGACUAUGAACGCGGAAAACUUGUCGAAGAGAGAGAACGUGUCAGAUCUGAUCUCUAUGAGGAUGAUCCUGAAUGAUUCCUUGUCUACCUUCAAUGAUGUGAGCAAGGCAAGGACCCAUGUAGCUCUGCUUUGGGCUUCACAGGCUAACACCCUGCCUGCUACCUUCUGGAGUCUCUUUUAUAUGAUCAGGAGUCCAGAGGCUAUGAAAGGAGCUUGUGAGGAAGUGCAGAAGAUUCUGAAGGAUUCAGGUCUGACAGUUGACCCUAGCGACCCCACACUGAAACUGACCAGGGACCAGCUCGACAACAUGCCUGUUCUGGACAGUAUCAUAAAAGAAGCCAUGCGUCUUUCCAGUGCUUCGAUGAACGUACGUGUUGCCAAGGAGGACUUCUUGCUUCACCUUGACAACCAAAAAGCUUACCGUAUUAGGAAAGAUGAUGUCAUUGCUUUGUAUCCACCAAUGCUGCACUACGAUCCAGAAAUCUAUGAGGAUCCCUAUGAGUUCAAGUUUGACCGUUUCCUGGAUGAGAAGGGUCAGGAGAAACCCACCUUCUACCGCAGUGGCCGACGGCUGCGCUACUUCAACAUGCCUUUCGGCUCUGGGGUCACCAAAUGCCCUGGCAGAUUCUUUGCUCUGUAUGAGAUCAAACAGUUCCUGACUCUUGUGCUGUCAUACUUUGACAUGGAACUCUUGGAACCUGCUAUCAAAGUCCCGCCUCUUGACCAAUCCCGUGCUGGUCUGGGAAUCCUCCAGCCUACCUAUGAUGUGGACUUCAGGUAUAAGCUGAGAUCUAACCACUAG
Molecule: messenger RNA, 1542 nt
Organism: Cottoperca gobio
Lineage: Eukaryota; Metazoa; Chordata; Actinopteri; Perciformes; Bovichtidae
Gene: cyp7a1
Product: cytochrome P450, family 7, subfamily A, polypeptide 1
Exons: 8
Coding region: 1-1542 (513 amino acids)
Biological process (GO): cholesterol homeostasis; bile acid biosynthetic process
Molecular function (GO): iron ion binding; oxidoreductase activity, acting on paired donors, with incorporation or reduction of molecular oxygen; heme binding
Source: RefSeq, a predicted model, not a curated record